AUGGAACUCAGGAAUCGCGAUCCUCGUGCAGAUUUUCCCAUGCAGUAUGUACUACUGCACGACAAACGGGCUGGAAUGACUCUUGUACAAGGUACUCGAGUCCAAGAUCUCUCCGGUAGACGAACGAAUAAAAUCGACCUGCAGGUGAGUCCGGUUCAACACCCGCAGCAUGCUGUAACUGUAAUCAUCCGCAUAUGCAAAUUCAGUAUACGAAGGCUUAUCUCCAACAGAGCUAAGACCUUCGAUAUUACCCGCGCCACCGGCAACAAUAUACAUAGGGGCCUUAGGAUCCGUCAUGUUCUUGCGGUCUGCGGUUCCAUUGACGACGGGGAGGAAACGUUGGGAAUUAUGUACGUGUCCGAAGACACCGAGGUCGACUCCAUAACGGUAGAAGAGGCUCUCGAAAGCUUCCUGGCACGGUUUGCAAGUGCUCGAACCCGUGGUGUACCAUGGACGAUGUCCAGCGACAAUCACCCAUGGCGUGACUCUUCGGUCCACACUGGCAAGAUCGGCCUCGAGGAAGUCCAGCUGCUGACUGCGCCGGCCGAACGGACCGCCGUCCAACCCGGCAGAUCCAUCUUGCCCAUCCGGCGCGUCGGGAAAGUCGGUUUCGGUGUCGAUCAUCACGAUGUGGGCCAUGCCAUACUUGAAGGAAUACCAAAAUGGUGGGUUAGAUGA
This is a messenger RNA of Aspergillus chevalieri, 678 nucleotides long. RefSeq lists its product as uncharacterized. The record is from RefSeq and is a predicted model, not a curated record. The transcript has a single exon. Bases 1 to 678 code for a protein of 225 amino acids. NCBI's taxonomy places the organism in Eukaryota, Fungi, Ascomycota, Eurotiomycetes, Eurotiales, Aspergillaceae.